AUGCCCAGAUAUGCACUAGCAAAUAAUCUAUAUAGAGGUCAUCUUCCUACUGAAUUUUGUGACCUUACAUGGGUUGAAGAGAUGGCAUGUGCUAUUUAUCAUAUCACUGCCCAUCUAACCCGUUUGUAUGGAUCUUCAGAACCUGGACAGCCAAAGAUUUUUCAUGGAAACACCAUAACACAUGAUAUGAAUGUCAUAUCAACAACAACAGUGCUUCCUAGAACUCCUGCAUACAUCACUGGUGACCUGGGCAAUACAUUCAGAGUGCAAAAAGCCAAAAUAUGGCAUUUUCUUCUUUGGUUGAAGCACCAUAACAAAUUAUAUGAGCAGAUCCUGUUGGAUCAGAGUAACAUAGAUCAAUUUCCAGAUGAUGGUGUUCUUCCUGGUGUUGAUGCUCAAUUCAUCCAAGACAUUCACCAAAAAAAUGAUCAACCAACUGUACUGCUGGAACAGACAGGUGUAUCUGACCCAGAAGGAGACAACAUUAGUAUACAGUAGUUAUGCUGAUACUUAUGUUCCGCUUUAGGUCUAUGUUGUACCACUAAAAGCGGAGUUUAAAAUCUAUGUAGAUUAUUGUAUCAUCUUAUCUACACCACCCUC
This is a messenger RNA of Rhodofomes roseus, 600 nucleotides long. RefSeq lists its product as uncharacterized. Lineage: Eukaryota; Fungi; Basidiomycota; Agaricomycetes; Polyporales; Fomitopsidaceae. The record is from RefSeq and is a predicted model, not a curated record. The transcript is spliced from 3 exons. Bases 1 to 498 code for a protein of 165 amino acids.